AUGUACACUUACCUUCACACCGGGUUUCAGCAGCGACCAGAGUCUCUGACAGAAUGUUACAGACAGCAAACAAAGCUGUUACCAGUAGCAAUAACUUCAUUUUAAAAUCAAACGGAUCGAUGAAACUAAGAGAAUGAGAAAGAAGAGACGUUGACAACUUGUCACUUGACAAUGUAACCAGAUCUUGAGAUUUUCCUUCUUUCUGUAGGGGCGGAUAUCGGAAAUAUGCUAGGGAUGAUUACAAACUCCGUGGAGCAAUCGCUUUGUUGUAGAGAUUUCUUUUCUUGGAUACUUUCAAUUACGGAAUGGAAUAUAUUUUAAACUAAUGAGAUAUUGUAUUAUAACGUCUGCAAUAAAUUUUUUUGUACUUCUCGAGUGUUAUGUAUUUAUAUGUGCUUUUGUCUAUUUACAGAGAUAUAUACUGGGUUUAGUCUCCAAUUGAUUACACUCGCGAUGUAUAUUGCUUACUAUCUUAAAAAUCACACGCGUAGCCGAUUUUAUAUGUUUCUGCUAUGCGGACUGAAUUGUCAAGCUUAUUAUUUCAACGCUCUCACUUUCUGUAUAUGUGGGCCUCUGCCAAUGUGCCCCGUCAGCGUGUUGACUCUGUGACGUCAGUAGACUUGGCGUUCAAUCAUUGGUCAUCUCUUGAUGCCGGUUUUAUUCGGCGAGAUUCUCGUCUAAACUUCUUCAAGUCAACGAAGUGGCGUCUAAAUUAGAGAGUUCCACUUUAUGAAAAAAAAAAAAAAAAAUGAUGGCACCGAUUAUCUCCCUUCGUCAUCAUCAUCAUCAUAAUCUUCUUAAGUAAAGCAAAGAAUCCAGAGAAGAAAGUAAGGAAACACUUAACACUGAAAAGCUUUCUAUCGUCUCAGCCAUGGCUUCACCGGCUGUGCAGGCUGGAGCGGUGGGCUCUGCAGGAUUCGGCCUACAUCUCGGUUCAUCGGCUGCUUGUGUUGCUUUUACAAAGGAUGGACGAGUUGAUGUUGUUGCAAAUGAUCUUGGUGAUCGUACCACUCCUUGUUUUGUGGCUUUCACAGAACAUGAUAUGGCUGUUGGUUUCGCUGCAAAGCAGGGCUAUGUACGGAACACAAAGAACACAAUAUACCACGUCAAACAGUUAUUAGGCAAACCUUUCCAAGAUGAAACUACAAAACAGUUCAUGAAUAAAAAACAGGUUCAGGUUGUCAACCGGAAGGAAGAUGUUGCUUUUGAGGUGGACUUUAAAGGCAAAGUAACUGUCUUCUCAGUAUCAGAGAUUUUAGAGAUUUUAUUUAAGAAAUUACUUGAGAUUGGUCAGAGCAAAGCUGGUAAAGGCUGUUUUGAUGCUGUACUUGCUGUACCGGUUAGCUUCACGACAGACCAAGAAAAUCUACUUCGACAGAUUGCUACAAAAGUUGGUUUCCAAGUUCUACGAAUAAUUCACGAGCCUGCAGCUGCUGCUUUAGCAUAUGAUGUGCAACAAGAUGAAUCCUGCAUUUCAGGGUAUGUACUUGUAUUUCGACUUGGUGGUGUAUCCUGUGAUGUGACACUGAUCAAGUUAUGUGGAGGGAUCUACUCUAUAGUAGCAGGGGUGUCAGAUUACAGUCUGGGUGGAGACAACUUUACUGAGGUUCUCUUGCAACAUCUUCAAGGAGAAUUCAAAAGGCAGUGCCGGCAUGACAUCAGUGAUAACAGUCGGUCAAUUGCAAAAUUGCAGCGAGGUGCAGAGAUGUGCAAACAUGCCUUAUCAACUGUUAAUAACUCCCAUUGUUCUGUUGAAUCACUCUAUGAUGGUAUGGACUUCUCAACUUCUGUUUCACGGGCCAGAUUUGAGAGUCUUUGUACCUCCUUGAAAAACCGUUGUGUUGCUAAAAUUGAAGAAGUUCUUAGCAAUGCAGAUUUACAGAAAUCUGAUAUUGAAAAGGUCAUACUUUGCGGUGGUGGCUCCAAAGUUCCAUUGGUGCAGAAGAUGGUGUCUGAAACUUUUCCAAAUGCCAAACUCUUGAAUCACAUUCCACCAGAUGAGGUCAUUGCUAUUGGGGCAGCUAAAGAGACCAGUAUUUUGAAAGCUUUUAAAAACAAAUUAAUUCCUGAGAGUGAACAUCAAAAUAAAGUGAAGAUUCUGUCUCAAGCAAUUGCAGUAAAAGUGCGAGAGAAUCGAGACAAAACUACUUAUAAGGAUUUCCAGACUGUAUUUAGCAAAUCUACUCCAAUUCCUUCCCACCAGAAAUUUGUCUUUUCAGCUUCGUCUCAAGAAAGUGCAUUCUUUCUUGAUGUUUUGGAAUUGGAUGAUUGUCCUGAAAGAGAUGAAGGUGAUGAGAAUAGUGAUAAACUUCUUGCAUCGGUUGUAAUGAAAAAUAUUGCUCAAGAAGCUCCUAUAUCAACGUCUUUUAUUUUAACAAGAGAUAAAUUCCUAGAAGUUGUUUGCCAAGAAGAGACAACAAACAAGAAAUUAACUGUACAAAUUCCUGUCAGAUAAUAUUGGCAGCAAGAGAUUAGACAAAAAAAGUAAUUGGAACUUUUAACAGCUUUACUUAAAAUCGUCAAUGGCUUUCAGAAAUCAUAAAUAAAUAAUUUUUUAUACUUACAA
This is a messenger RNA of Octopus sinensis (East Asian common octopus), 2566 nucleotides long. Its product is annotated as heat shock 70 kDa protein 14. Gene Ontology annotation, cellular component: cytoplasm; ribosome. Gene Ontology annotation, biological process: cellular response to unfolded protein; protein refolding. Gene Ontology annotation, molecular function: ATP-dependent protein folding chaperone; misfolded protein binding; heat shock protein binding. The transcript is spliced from 14 exons. Lineage: Eukaryota; Metazoa; Mollusca; Cephalopoda; Octopoda; Octopodidae. The coding region runs from base 872 to 2455 and encodes 527 amino acids. The record is from RefSeq and is a predicted model, not a curated record.